Molecule: messenger RNA, 2496 nt
Organism: Lepus europaeus (European hare)
Lineage: Eukaryota; Metazoa; Chordata; Mammalia; Lagomorpha; Leporidae
Gene: EPB41L5
Product: erythrocyte membrane protein band 4.1 like 5
Exons: 17
Coding region: 158-1675 (505 amino acids)
Cellular component (GO): cytoskeleton
Molecular function (GO): cytoskeletal protein binding
Source: RefSeq, a predicted model, not a curated record
UCCGCCGGGGGAUUAGAGCGGGUGGGCGCGCGCCGCAGGCCGCCAUUUCCGGGCGUCUCCGGAGGAGCCGCCCCCUCCUCAGCCUCGCUCGGGUCCGCUCGUCUCCGGUCGCUUCCGCCGCCGCCACUGCGCCCCGGUGCCCAGCUCAGUGGCAGAGAUGCUGCGGUUCCUCCGUAGAACCCUCGGGCGUCGGUCCAUGCGGAAGCAUGCCGAGAAGGAGCGGCUCCGGGAGGCGCAGCGAGCCCCCACGCACAUUCCUGCGGCUGGAGACGCCAAAUCCGUCAUCACGUGCCGGGUGUCCCUUCUGGAUGGCACCGACGUCAGUGUGGACUUGCCGAAAAAAGCCAAAGGACAAGAGCUGUUCGAUCAGAUUAUGUAUCACCUGGACCUUAUUGAAAGCGACUAUUUUGGCCUGAGAUUUAUGGAUUCAGCUCAAGUUGCACAUUGGUUGGAUGGUACAAAAAGCAUCAAAAAGCAAGUCAAAAUUGGGUCACCUUACUGUCUGCAUCUUCGAGUUAAGUUUUAUUCCUCAGAACCGAAUAAUCUCCGUGAAGAGCUGACGCGGUAUUUAUUUGUUCUUCAGUUAAAACAGGAUAUUCUCAGUGGAAAAUUGGAAUGCCCCUUUGAUACAGCAGUGCAGCUGGCAGCGUAUAACCUGCAAGCUGAACUUGGUGACUACGAUCUUGCUGAGCAUAGCCCUGAACUUGUCUCUGAGUUCAGGUUUGUGCCCAUUCAGACUGAAGAGAUGGAACUGGCUAUUUUUGAGAAAUGGAAAGAAUACAGAGGUCAGACACCAGCACAGGCUGAAACCAAUUAUUUGAAUAAAGCCAAGUGGCUGGAGAUGUAUGGGGUUGACAUGCACGUGGUCAAGGCUAGAGACGGGAAUGACUACAGUUUGGGACUAACCCCCACAGGAGUCCUUGUUUUUGAAGGAGAGACCAAAAUUGGUUUGUUUUUUUGGCCCAAAAUAACCAGAUUGGAUUUUAAGAAGAAUAAGUUAACGUUGGUGGUUGUAGAAGAUGAUGACCAGGGCAAGGAGCAAGAGCACACAUUUGUCUUUAGACUGGAUCAUCCCAAAGCAUGCAAGCAUUUGUGGAAAUGCGCUGUGGAGCAUCAUGCCUUCUUCCGCCUCCGAGGCCCUGUCCAAAAGAGUUCUCAUCGAUCAGGAUUCAUUCGGCUGGGAUCACGAUUUAGAUACAGUGGGAAAACUGAGUACCAGACCACAAAAACCAAUAAAGCAAGAAGAUCCACAUCCUUUGAAAGAAGGCCCAGCAAACGAUAUUCUCGCCGAACUCUGCAAAUGAAAGCAGAUGCAGCAAAAUCCGAAGAACCCAGUGUACACAAUAAUGUUUCAUCACAGAGUAAUGGCUCCCAACAGGCUUGGAGUGCGAGAUCUGCUGUGCCUGUGAUUCCUUCCACGACCUCCGGGCCUGUGUUGGUGGAGAUAGAGAAUCUUCCACGGAGUCCUGGGACAGAGCAGCACGACAGGAAAUGGCUCUCUGCUGCCAGUGACUGCUUUCAACGUGGUGGAAACCAGUGGAACACAAGGGCCUUGCCCCCACCCCAGACUGCACAUAGAAACUACACUGAUUUUGUCCAUGAGCACAAUGUGAAGAAUGCAGGAGUCCACCACGGUGCUCAUAUCCCCGGCCACACAGCCAUGACCGAGAUCUAAGUCAUAAUCCUCUUAGCCGUGGGACUCUGUUGUGCAAGUUGAUGGUUACACGUUUCCUGGUGUCUGGAAAGGACGGAUCGCAAUAGGGGUGUUUGGGAGAAUUUAUUUUGAACUGAGUCACUAGUUCUAUAGUGCUGAUGUGAUUUGAUUCCUCUGGGAAAAAGGAAAGGCUCUGCUCUGAAGCAGCCAUGACGCCCUCUGUUUCUGGGUGGAGACGUAUGCGCACCGCUCCCAUCUGGCAAGGGGUCUCGUGGUCCUAGCCUGUGGGAGCCUCACUCGGAACGUCUCAGGAGGAGGUGUGUGUGGUGAGCAGGCUUUCCCUUCUCCACCCACCGUGUGCCCUUCAGUUAAGACUGAGGUUAAACCAGUCAGAGCCUGAAGGCGUAUCUGAAAGGCAGUGCGUCUGGCUGUGGCCGGUCAGCCUCCCGUGGUAUGUUUUAACACCGUGCGUCCACCUGGCUUUCUGAACCGGCCCGUGCUUAGAGCUACCAGCUCAGUGCCUGGGGGUCUAAUUAAUGUAAUUUUAAUUAAAAACACUUUUACUUUUUAAUGAACACAAAUAUUUCAAGUUACUAAAAUCACAAUAAUGUCACAUGUGUGGGGAGGUAUAUCUGGUUACUUUUGAAUGGCCAACUGAAUGCUUACGUUACUACUGGAUGUUGCUAUGAAAUGGAAAAUGUAUUUACUUUUGUCUUUUCACUUCGUUCUCUUUUUCAUCUCCCACACCUGACAGAUUGCCCAGGUUUGUAACAGCCUCAAAUUCUAGCCUUGUACAACCUUUAAAAUAAAUGUCUAAAGCCAAAAUCGUAUCAUUUCUAGAA